AUGGCAGAGGCACUACCCGAAUAUCCUGACUCUGAUUUCUCCGAGGAUGAUCAGUCUCCCUUGGAAAUAUCCUUUAAUAAAGCAUCUGAUCAUGUAAGAAAAAUUACUACUAAACUAAAUAACAAUCAACUAUUAGAAUUAUAUGGUUUAUAUAAGCAGAGUACCGAGGGUAAAUGCAAUAUACCAAGACCAGGAUGGUUAGAUGGUAAGGGCCGCAAAAAAUGGGAUGCAUGGAGAUCCCUUGUUGAUAUGCCUAGUGAUGAAGCAAAGCAAAAAUAUAUUGACUUGGUGCAAAAAUUUGAUCCAGAAUGCGAACUAGUGGAAGAAGCUGGACCUAAGCAACAGUGGGUAGCUGUAUCAUCUUUGCAGCGUUCACCUGAACCAGACCAAUCACAUGAUGAGUUAUCUCUACUUGAUGCAGCUAGAGAGAACAUGGGAGAACUAGUGUCAAAGUUAAUUUCAAAGAAUCCUGCUAUCAAGGCUCAAAGAGAUAAAGAUGGUCUUACUGCUUUGCACUGGGCAGCUGAUAGAAAUGCAACAUCAGCAUUAGAAGCUGCUAUUCAAUCAGGUUGUGACAUAAAUGCAAUGGACAAUUCUGGGCAAACAGCAUUACAUUAUGCAGCAUCAUGUGGGCAUGUAAAUUCCACACAAAUUUUAAUUAAUGCAGGAGCAAAACUAAUUAAAGAUGAGGAUGACUGUUCACCAUUAGACUUAGCAGCUGAUGAGGAAAUCAGGAAUAUUCUAUGUGCUUAGUAGCAUUUACCAAUUUUUAGUUUUAUUUCUAUAUUUGUAGAUAGUGGUUAAUAAAAGCAAAUUGCAUUA
Pieris brassicae (large cabbage white) is the source of this 822-nucleotide messenger RNA. It is a transcript of the gene anox, whose product is annotated as acyl-CoA-binding domain-containing protein 6. The transcript has a single exon. The record is from RefSeq and is a predicted model, not a curated record. The coding region runs from base 1 to 753 and encodes 250 amino acids. NCBI's taxonomy places the organism in Eukaryota, Metazoa, Arthropoda, Insecta, Lepidoptera, Pieridae. Gene Ontology annotation, molecular function: protein binding; fatty-acyl-CoA binding.